Messenger RNA from Chlamydomonas reinhardtii, 3693 nucleotides. RefSeq lists its product as uncharacterized. The record is from RefSeq and is a predicted model, not a curated record. Bases 287 to 3211 code for a protein of 974 amino acids. Gene Ontology annotation, cellular component: cytoplasm; cytosol. Gene Ontology annotation, molecular function: aminoacyl-tRNA deacylase activity; ATP binding; valine-tRNA ligase activity. The transcript has 23 exons. NCBI's taxonomy places the organism in Eukaryota, Viridiplantae, Chlorophyta, Chlorophyceae, Chlamydomonadales, Chlamydomonadaceae. Gene Ontology annotation, biological process: valyl-tRNA aminoacylation.
CUGAACAUCUUGAAUACUUUGUUACAUAAUCGGCUAUAGGGGCCGGGCCGCAGCAAGCAGCAAGCCAAACAGUGUUGGCUUCUGAGCUUCGCGCUAGUCGCAACACCAUAUGUUCGCUUGACGGUCGUUGCUGAAUUGGACCUGAGCGUAUAACUUAGCGACCCACAACUAUCAGGGAUAAAUGCAAAGCGGUGUUCUGGGGCGUUGCCCAGCGGGUGCUUCGCGUCCUGUCCAGCGUGAGGAGCCGAUGCGCCCAGUUGCCGCAAUAAACGCACGUCGCUGCGGAAUGCUCGCUUCUCGGCUUCUGGGGGCGAACGCGGGCUCGUGGCUGCAAUGCAAGGCUGCGGCAACGAGUGGUCGCCGGGGGCUUGCACCUGCCCUGAAAGCUGCUGCCGUUCAGGAGGUCGGCACAGUGGCUGGUGCCAGCACCCGGCCGGAGCUGCCGAAGAACUUCGAGCUGGGCGCGGAGGAGCGGUUGUACAAGUGGUGGGAGUCGCAGGGCUACUUCAAGCCCGAUCCCGCAGCCACCGGCGAGCCCUUCACAAUCCCCAUGCCGCCCCCCAACGUGACCGGCAAGCUGCACAUGGGACACGCCAUGUUCGCCACACUGCAGGACAUUAUGACCCGCUAUGCGCGCAUGAACGGGCGGCCCGCGCUGUGGCUGCCCGGCACGGACCACGCCGGCAUCGCCACGCAGAGCGUUGUGGAGAAGAUGCUGCACAAGGAGGGCGCCAGCAGACUGGGGCUGGGGCGGGAGGCGUUCACGGAGCGCGUGUGGCAGUGGAAGGAGGAGUACGGCGGCUUCAUCACCAACCAGCUGCGGCGGCUGGGCGCCUCGUGCGACUGGAGCCGGGAGCGCUUCACACUGGACGAGGGGCUCAGCGCGGCGGUGGCUGAGGCGUUUGUGCGGCUGCACGAAAAGGGUCUCAUCUACCGCGGCCAGUACAUGGUCAACUGGAGCCCGGGGCUGCGCACCGCGGUGAGCGACCUGGAGGUGGAGUACACGGAGGAGCAGGGCACCCUCUACUACUUCCGCUACCCUGUGGCCGGCACCGACGGCUCCGAGUUCCUGCCCGUGGCCACCACCCGCCCCGAGACCAUCCUGGGCGACACGGCGGUGGCGGUGCACCCCGAGGACGAGCGCUACAAGCACCUGAUCGGCCGCGAGUGCGAGGUGCCCAUGAGCGGCGGCCGGCGCAUCCCCAUCAUUGGGGACGAGUACGUGGACCGGGAGUUUGGAACCGGCGCGCUCAAGAUCACGCCGGGCCACGACAUUAACGACUACGAGAUCGGCAAGCGCCGCGGCCUGCCCAUCAUCAACAUCAUGAACAAGGACGCCACGCUCAACGCCGCAGCGGGCAAGUACGCGGGCCAGGAGCGCUUCAAGGCGCGCAAGGCGCUGUGGGCGGACAUGGAGGCGGCGGGCCUGGUCAUCAAGAAGGAGGCACACACCAGCCGCAUCCCGCGCUGCCAGCGCUCGGGCGGUGUGGUGGAGCCGCUGGUGUCGGAGCAGUGGUUUGUGCGCAUGCAGCCGCUGGCGGAGCCGGCUCUGGCGGCGGUGGCUAAGGGCGACAUCACCAUCAUGCCGGAGCGCUUCGCCAAGACCUACAACAACUGGCUGGAGAACAUCAAGGACUGGUGCAUCUCCCGUCAGCUGUGGUGGGGCCACCGCAUCCCGGUCUGGUACGUGUUCCCCAGCGCCGAGGCCGCCGCCGCCUCGCUGGAGGGCCGCUCCGAGCACUACGUGGUGGCCCGCAGUGCGGAGGAGGCGCAGCGCCUGGCGGAGGCCAAGCACGGGGCGGGCGUGGUGCUGAAGCAGGAGGAGGACGUGCUGGACACCUGGUUCAGCAGCGGGCUGUGGCCCUUCUCCACCCUGGGCUGGCCCAACACACAGGCGCCCGACUUCCAGAAGUUCUACCCCACCCAGGUGCUGGAGACGGGUCACGACAUUCUGUUCUUCUGGGUGGCGCGCAUGAUCAUGAUGGGCAUUGAGUUCACGGGCAAGGCGCCCUUCAACACCGUCUACCUGCACGGACUGGUUCGUGACGAGAAGGGCCGCAAGAUGUCCAAGUCGUUGGGCAACGUGAUUGACCCUCUCGACACCAUCGGGCAGUACGGCACGGACGCACUGCGCUUCACGCUCGCCACCGGCACGGCUGUGGGCCAGGAUCUGAACCUGUCCUCGGAGCGCGUCACGGCCGCCCGCAACUUCACCAACAAGCUCUGGAACGCGGGCAAGUUCGUGCUGUUCAACCUGGCCCAGGUGUCUGAGGCCGAGUGGGAGUCGCUGCGCGGUGUGUCGCUCAGCUCGCCCGCCGACCUGCAGCGCCUGCCGCUCACCGAGCGCUGGAUCAUCAGCCUGCUGCACAAGACGGUUGACGAGGUGAGCGAGCGGUACGACAAGUACGACUACAACACGGCCGGCAUCGCUGCCUACAACUUCCUGUGGGACGAGUUUGCGGACUGGGCCAUCGAGGCGUCGAAGACGCGCACGUACGGCGGGGACGCGGCGGCUCAGGCCGCCAGCCGUGCCACGCUGGUGUAUGUGUUCGAGAGCGUGCUGCGGCUGCUGCACCCCUUCAUGCCCUUCGUCACGGAGGAGCUGUGGCAGGCCAUCCCGCACAAGGGCGACGCCCUCAUCGUGGCGCCCUGGCCCGCCCGCAGCUGCCCCGUGGACGAGUCCGCACUGGCGCACUUCGAGGUGCUCAAGGGCUGUGUGCGCUCGCUACGCAACGCCCGCGCCGAGUACAACGUGGAGCCGGGGCGCAAGAUCGGCGCCACCCUGGUGGUGGAGGACGAGGCCACGCGCAAGUCCAUUGAGUCCGAGCUGCCGGUGGUGUGCCUGCUCGCCAAGCUGGACCCCGUGGCCGUGCGCCUGGUGGGCAGCGCGGCGGAGGCGGGGCUGGACGCGGCGGCGGCCGGCAGCGCCGUGAGCCUGGUGGUCAAGGACGGCGUGCAGGUGCUGCUGCCGCUGGCUGGUCUGUUUGAUGUGGCCAAGGAGCUGGCUCGCCUGGGCAAGCAGAAGGCCAAGCUGGACAAGGAGCUGGGCGGCAUCAGCGGCAAGCUCAACAACCCCGCCUUCAUGUCCAAGGCCUCGCCCGAGUACGUGGAGGAGGCGCGGGCUCAGGAGCGGGAGGUGCGCGAGAAGCUGACGCUGGUGGAGCAGAAGAUCGCGCAGGUGACGGCGCUGCAGGCUGCCGGGAGCAAGUAGAAUGGAAGCGCGAGGAGCAAUGGAGCGAGGCGACAGGUGGACAGGGUUGGUGGAUACACGGUCCACUGCGAGUAGAGUGUGCGUGCUUGCGCGAUGUGUGUGAGGUGUGCAGACAGAGCAGUGCACGGAUGAGGGGCCCAACGACUGCGUGUGCCGGUUAACUGGCAGUUUUGGACGCAUGGUGCAGGCUGGAUGCGGGCAAUGAUGCUGAAGGGGAAGGAACGGAGAAGACACAGGCAGUUGCGAAGCAUACCAACAGCAGAGGGAGUCGGCCACGUUUUGGCCUCUAGAUAUACUCUCUCUGAUCUGGCGUGCGCUCGCAGGCAGAGUCUGCAACGACCAUGCAGAUAAGGACACACAACACGCAAGGUGCAACAAUUUAAGCACGUCAAGCAAUCCAAUCGAAAUGCAGUGUGCAGCAACAGGAGGGGUCGCCAAGUACCCCGCCCAGGAUGGCCCGAUGUCUGUAAGCAUUUCUCGAG